This is a messenger RNA of Python bivittatus (Burmese python), 546 nucleotides long. Lineage: Eukaryota; Metazoa; Chordata; Lepidosauria; Squamata; Pythonidae. The record is from RefSeq and is a predicted model, not a curated record.
AUGUACCUGCUUUGCCUGCUAGGAAACCUCUUGAUAAUCUUGCUGAUCUUCUCCAAUGCCAGCCUCCUCCAUGCUCCCAUGUAUUUCUUCCUCUGUCACUUGUCAUUGGCUGAUCUUGGGUUGAGUUCCACCAUUAUACCUAAAAUGCUGCAGAACCUGCUGUCCCACACAAACUUCAUAUCCUUCAGUGGUUGCCUGACCCAGGUGUAUUUCUUUGUAAGUUUCUGUGCAACAGAGAACUUUCUCCUGGCCUCCAUGGCGUAUGACCGGUAUGUAGCCAUCUGCCGCCCCUUGUAUUAUACCAGAAUUAUGAGCUACAAAUGUUGCUUAUGUUUGGCUGUUGCUUCUUGGCUCACUACUGUUGCUUUGUUCUAUGGGACUCUGUUAGGCAUCUAUAUCCGUCCAUCCUCCACCUAUUCGGGGUCUAAGUUGAAAAUUGCAUCAAUAUUAUACACAAUGGUGACUCCCAUGCUCAAUCCUUUUGUAUACAGCCUGAGGAACAGCAAGAUGCAUGAGGCUAUGAAAAAAAUAAUCAUGGCCAGCUAA